AUGGCAUUACGCUGUCGAGUGACAAUAACUCGAGCAGGAGGUGGUGGCGCCGAGGUCGAGGGAGCUGGGGAGGCCGGCGGGGAGGAGCUCGAUGGAGGCGAGGCAGCGCGAGGCGGGGACGGCGCUGGAGGCGGCGACGAAGACGUGUCUGGCAAGACACAGUCAGGCGCCGAGCGGGACGUCGAUCGAGGCGACGAGGCUGCAUGGGAGCCGGGCCCGGGCACGCCAGCCGAGGCAUGCAGGUGCAACAGUGGGACGUCGAUCGGCUGUGGCGAGGCAACAGGAGAGGCCGCCGACGAAGCUGCAGGUGGAGGCGCCGAGGAAACCGGCGCAUGA
Messenger RNA from Lolium perenne, 336 nucleotides. The record is from RefSeq and is a predicted model, not a curated record. NCBI's taxonomy places the organism in Eukaryota, Viridiplantae, Streptophyta, Magnoliopsida, Poales, Poaceae.